AAAAAUUCGAGUGUGAUGUAAGCUUGGACCUUAAAUCCUACUGAAUAGCUAUUAAUCUUCUUCCCCUUAUGCAAUUUCAAAUUACCGGUAUUGAAAUCAGCCUCCUCCAUUUUGAAAAUGAUGACAGGGGAAGUGUCACUCAUGACGUCACGAGUUUGACCAGGCGGUAAUACUAAGCAUGCGCUAAUUAUUUUGGGAAUUGAGUUUGACCCGGCAGUAAUUCAAGGCAGGUGCAUACUAUAUUACAUAUAUGUAUAUAUAUAUACAUUUACAUACAUAUUGUACAAGAAAAACAAUUUGUUUAUAUUUUUUAAAUCCAUCCAUCCAUUUUGAAAAUGAUGACUCGACUAAGAAUUGCAAUUUAGAUGUGAGUGGAUAUCUUUGUGCGUCGUGCUCGUCUGCCACUUUGCUCCCGUACUGUACCUUUAAAAAAGUAGGCCUUCUCCUUGCCGAUGUGACUCGGCGCCGGCACGGCAAAGGCGGCGUCGAUGUCGUCGGGCAUGCCGUCAAAGCCCUCGGAAAUGUCCAAAGGAAAGCCCUCGUCCAAGACGUCGCCCUCGAACCUCCAGUACUGUCGUCCCUGAGGACGCCGCCAGCCGUCAGGUGGGACUGUCUUCUCCGGACAACAGGCGCGCCUACCUUGAAAAUGUACGUCUUUCCCUGGCAGUUGAUGCGUGUGAAGGCGGCAUCGAUGGGCCCCGCCAUCCCCCACACGUCCUGGAUUAGUUUCGGGUAACCAGGAAGCACGGCUUUGUCGUCCAGUUCAAAGAAAUAUUCGCCUGAAAGAACGCCAGGAAGACAAACGUGCUAAUGUGCUAAUUUGUUAUUAGCAUGUAAGAUGCAAGUAGGGGUUAGGGGGGCACCUCUGAAGGCGUACACCGAUCCAUUCUUCAGCUGCAGGAAGGCGUCAAAGGGCCGCGCACUGCAGGCCGCCGCGUCUCUGUCUGUGGGCGGCGCUGUGGUGGCGUUUGACGGCGUCCCCGUCUGUGUUGGCCACACGCUGGGGACCUCUGUCGUGAUGGCGCUCGCCAUCUCGGUUGGGACGAGCAUGUCGAGAGGCGUCUCCUCUGUGGGCUGCUCGUCUUCGUCCUCGCUGAACACGUCACCACGCACUGGGGCCACCCACAACACCAGUGUGAAGGACACACAAUUGAAGGAGACAAUUGAAGGAAACAAAUGAAGGACACAUUUGUAGGAAAUAAAUGAAGGACACAAUUGAAGGAAAAAAAUGAAGGACACAUUUGAAGGAAACAAAUGAAGGACACAUUUGAGGGAAUCACAAAUAAAGGAAAAAGUAUUGAAAUACACAAUAGAAGGAGACACAUGAAGGACACAUUUGAGAGACGAACACAAAGGACACAAAUGAAGGAGGCAAAUGAAGGACACAAUGGAAUGACAUUUUUGAGGGACAAAAACGAAGGACACAAAUGAAGGGAACACAUUUGAGGGAAUCACAAAUAAAGGGAAAACUAUUGAAAUACACAAUUGAAGGAGACAAAUGAAGGACACGUCUGAGAGACAAACAUGAAGGACACAAUUGAAGAACACAUUUGAGGGACGAACACGAAGGACACAAAUGAAGAACACAUUUGAGGGACACGUUUGAGAGACAAACAUGGACACAAUUGAAGAACACAUUUAAGGGACACGUUUGAGAGACAAACAUGAAGGACACAAUUGAAGAACAGAUUUAAGGGACAAACACGAAGAACACAAAUGAAGGACAUAAUCGAAGAACACAUUUGAGGGAAUCACAAAUAAAGGAAAUACUAUUGAAAUACACAAUUGAAGGAGACAAAUGAAGGACACAUUUGAGAGACAAACACAAAGGACACAAAUGAAGGACACAAUUGAAUAACAUUUUUGAGGGACAGACACGAAGGACACAAAUGAAGGGAACACAUUUGAAGGAAUCACAAAUAAAGGAAAAACUAUUGAAAUACACAAUUGAAGGAGACAAAUGCAGGACACGUUUGAGAGACAAACAUGAAGGACACAAUUGAAGAUAUUUGAGGGACAAACACGAAGGACACAAAUGAAGGGGAACACAUUUAAGGGAAUUUCAAAUAAAGGAAAAACUAUUGAAAUACACAAUUGAAAGAGACAAAUGAAGGACACGUUUGAGAGACAAACACGAAGGACACAAAUGAAGGACACAUUUGAGGGACAAACACAAAGGACACAAAUGAAGGGAACACAUUUUAAGGAAUCACAAAUAAAGGAAAAACUGUUGAAAUACACAAUUGAAGGAGACAAAUAAAGGACACUUUUGAGGGACAAACACAAAGGACACAAAUGAAGGGAACUCAUUUGAGGGAAUCACAAAUAAAGGAAAAACUAUUGGAAUACACGAUUGAUGGAGACAAAUGAAGGACACAUUUGAGAGACAAACACAAAGGACACAAAUGAAGGACACAAUUGAAGAACACAUUUGAGGGACACAAAUGAAGGAAACACUUUUGAGGGAAUCACAAAUAAAGGAAAAACUAUUGAAAUACACAAUUGAAGGAGACACAUGAAGGACACAUUUGAGAGACAAACACAAAGGACACAAAUGAAGGAGGCAAAUGAAGGACACAAUUGAAUAACAUUUUUGAGGGACAAACACGAAGGACACAAAUGAAGGUAACACAUUUGAGGGAAUCACAAAUACCGGAAAAACUAUUGAAAUUUAAACUAUUGAGACAAAUGAAGGACACAUUUGAGAGACAAACACAAAGGACACAAAUGAAGGACACAAAUGAAGAACACAUUUGAGGGACAAACACGAAGGACAGAAAUGAAGGGAACACAUUUGAGGGAAUCACAAAUAAAGAAAAACUAUUGAAAUACACAAUUGAAGGAGACAAAUGAAGGACACGUUUGAGAGACAAACACAAAGGACACAAAUGAAGAACACAUUUGAGGGACAAACACGAAGGACAGAAAUGAAGGGAACACAUUUGAGGGAAUCACAAAUAAGGAAAAACUAUUGAAAUACACAAUUGAAGGAGACAAAUGAAGGACACGUUUGAGAGACAAACACAAAGGACACAAAUGAAGGACACAAUUGAAGAACAUUUUUCAGGGACACAAAUGAAGGGAACACAUUUGAGGGAAUCUCAAAUAAAGGAAAUACUAUUGAAAUUCACAAUUGAAGGAGACAAAUGAAGGACACAUUUGAGAGACAGACACAAAGGACACAAUUGAAGAACACAUUUGAGGGAGGACAAACACGAAGGACACAAAUGAAGGGAACACAUUUGAGGGAAUCACAAAUAAGGGAAAAACUAUUGAAAUACUUAAAUUAAGGGCACAAAUGAAGGAAAUAAAUUAAGGACACAAAUGAAGGACACAUUUGAGGGACAAACACAAAUGACACAAUUAAAUGACAAAUGAAGUAGACAAAAGAGUUACACAAUUUAGGACACAAAUUAAGGAUACAAUUAAGGGACGCAAAUUACGGAAACAAUUGAAGGUCACAAAUGAAGGGAACAAUUGAAAGACACAUUUGAGGGACAAAUACGAAGGACACUUUAAAACGACACAAAUGAAGUAGGCAAAAGAGCGACACACAUGAAAGAAACAAUUGAAGGACACAAUUUAAGGACAUAAAUGAAGAACACAAAUGAAGGAAACAAUUGAAGGACGCAAAUGAAGGACACACAAAUGAAGUCAAGCUGUUUUGGGGCUGACCUUUCCUGGGACAGCUGCUGUCAAAGUUGGGACAACAACUUCCGUAGUAAACACACAUGGAAUCACACUGACACUUCCUGUUUGGAUCAAAGGACCCACAGCGGCCAUCACACGUUUCUGCACACACAACGUCACCACUACAGCAACAACAACAACAACAACACAACAACAACAAGAAGGCAAAGCGGACUCACCCUCUGCGGCCGAGAUGGCGUCCAUCAUCAGCGCCAGGCCCAGCAGGCCCAGCAGGCCCAGCAGGAGCAGCGUCCUCGUCUCCUUCAUGGCCAACAACAACAACAACAACAACAGCUGAAAGUCAACGAGAGAAGAGCAGCAGCAGACGAGCGGUCAAAGCUGCCGGCAGCCGCUCGAUUAAAAGCCGCUAUUGAUCGUGUCGGACCAAGCGCUCUCAUUGGUUGGCAGUGAUGAGCAGCCAUGGCUGGCAGGUCAAAGGUCACGAGUAGGAUGUUUGUUUGUGACACGACAAUGUUCUAGGAACUCACGGACAUGAUGAGCACCAGGAAGAUGAACGCUGCUUUUCAAAAAUACAUAAAAGAAGUUCAAGUGGUUCGGCAAAUGUGUCACGUGAUCAGAUUUGGGAGUCAUGUGAUGAGGAAGUCCCGUCACCUUUCUGCUGAGUCAGCUGCAUCACACUGGAGGGAGGCACGUUGCGGCUACACCAUCCUCCUGAUGGCGCUCUUCUGGUGCACCGAGUGUUUACCCCUGGCAGUGACGGCCUUGCUGCCCGUGGUCCUCUUCCCCAUGAUGGGCAUCAUGCAGGCCGGACAGGUGAGCAUCGAGUACCUGAAGGACACCAACAUGCUCUUCAUCGGUGGACUGCUGGUGGCCAUCGCGGUGGAGCAGUGGAACCUCCACAAGCGCAUUGCUCUGCGCGUCCUGCUGCUGGUGGGCGUGCGGCCGGCCCUGCUGAUGAUGGGCUUCAUGAUGGUGUCGGCCUUCCUCUCCAUGUGGAUCAGCAACACGGCCACCACCGCCAUGAUGCUGCCCAUCGCCCACGCCGUGCUGCUGCAGCUGAAGGCCACCGAGCUCGGGUCCGAGCACCGAGACAACCGCGCCAUGGAGCUGGAGACCACGGCGCCACAGCAGGAAAUGGCGGAUGAUAAAGGGACGGACGCCUCGCGGGAGGACGGCGCGUUGGACCGGAAUCCAGAACCGGAGCAGGAGUCCAGCAGGACGUUGGCAGAGGAGCAGUUCGAGCAGUUGUCCAAAGGAAUCAGUCUCAGCGUUUGUUACUCGGCCAGCAUCGGAGGCACGGCCACGCUGACCGGAACCACGCCCAACCUCAUCCUCAAGGGUCAAAUCGACAAGCUCUUUCCCGACAACGACGACGUCAUCAACUUCGCCAGCUGGUUCGGCUUCGCCUUCCCCAACAUGGUCCUGAUGCUGGUUAUGUCCUGGUUCUGGCUGCAGUUCAUGUUCCUGGGCUUCAAUUUGCGGCGCACGUUCGGCUGCGGCGCGGCAGGCGGGCGGGACCGGGAGGCGUACGCCGUCAUGAAGGAGGAGUACAGGAAGUUGGGCGGGAUGAAGUUCGCCGAGGGGGCGGUGCUUGCCGUCUUCGUGCUGCUGGUCCUGUUGUGGUUCAGCAGGGAGCCGGGCUUCAUCGACGGCUGGGCCACCGUGCUCUUCAACAAGCAGGGCCCCUUUGUGUCGGACGGGACCGUCGCCAUCUUCAUUUCCCUGCUCUUCUUCGUCAUUCCCUCCCGGUUACCGCGCUGCGGAGGCUACGGCUGCGACGACACAGGCAAGGCGGUGAACGCCCCCGCCACGCUGCUCAACUGGCAGGUGGUCCACGAGCGGAUGCCCUGGAACAUCGUGCUGCUGCUGGGGGGAGGCUACGCGCUGGCCACAGGAAGCGAGGUGUCGGGUCUCUCCACGUGGCUCGGCCAGAGUCUGGCGCCGCUGCAGAACAUCCCGCCCUUCGCCAUCUCUCUGCUGCUCACCCUGCUGGUGGCGACCUUCACGGAAUGUUCCAGCAACGUGGCCGCCACCACGCUCUUCCUGCCCAUCCUGGCCUCCAUGGCCAUCACCAUCAAGAUCCACCCGCUGUACGUGAUGCUGCCCUGCACCAUCGCCGCCUCGCUGGCCUUCAUGCUGCCCGUGGCCACGCCUCCCAACGCCAUCGCCUUCUCCUUUGGGAACCUCAAAGUCAUGGACAUGGUCAAGGCUGGCUUAAUGUUGAACGUCAUCGGAAUCCUGACCAUCAACGUUGGCAUCAACACCUGGGCCUUCGCCAUGUUCGACAUGGGCACCUUCCCCUCGUGGGCCAACGUCACCCUGGAUUAGCGAGGACGCGCGUGAAAAUGAACAAUGGACAGUAAGACAGUGACGCUGUCGGUUUUUUUCUAUUCUAUUGUCUCUAUUGUAGGUUUUUUAUAUUUCAUACAGAGCAGUGAUUGAAUGCUGUGAUGUUUGUGUAGGAAUAAAUUGGAAAAUGAUCAAUUUUUAAGCA
Messenger RNA from Nerophis ophidion (straightnose pipefish), 6145 nucleotides. Its product is annotated as solute carrier family 13 member 2-like. Gene Ontology annotation, biological process: monoatomic anion transmembrane transport. Gene Ontology annotation, cellular component: membrane. The transcript has 13 exons. The record is from RefSeq and is a predicted model, not a curated record. NCBI's taxonomy places the organism in Eukaryota, Metazoa, Chordata, Actinopteri, Syngnathiformes, Syngnathidae. Bases 4183 to 5979 code for a protein of 598 amino acids. Gene Ontology annotation, molecular function: transmembrane transporter activity.